Aphanomyces invadans is the source of this 677-nucleotide messenger RNA. RefSeq lists its product as hypothetical. The transcript is spliced from 3 exons. NCBI's taxonomy places the organism in Eukaryota, Oomycota, Saprolegniomycetes, Saprolegniales, Verrucalvaceae. The record is from RefSeq and is a predicted model, not a curated record. The coding region runs from base 223 to 525 and encodes 100 amino acids.
GGGUUAUUGUCUGCGUCGAGUCGACCACGAUCGCUGUCGACGUUUGAAGCACUGGAAAUAGCUGCGCUGCAGGGAACAUGUCCCCCGGCCACCGAGGCACUUCCGCAUGACACGCUGCUGUCGCGGGCCCUCACGCUUGUACGGUGGAGGAUGUCGCUCGCUGCAUAAAAUCCAUGCUGGUGAUCGCAGGUGCUGCUGCACUCGUUGGCUCCCCAACAUGCCAUGGACUUGGCCAUGGCGACAGUCCAGAACUCUCCCCCCGAAGUUCAACAAGUUGCGCGCUACUUGGGCAUGCUUGUCUUGGGAUGCAUUCAAGGCGUAAGCAAGGAAGCGCUCAUGCGACCAAGCUUCAUCGCUCGUGGGUUUCCGUCAGACUACUGGACGACCCAUGUCGCUUGCGGCCCCGUUCAGCGAGUGCUGUCCAUGCUUCCCGAUAUUCCAGUCCCAACCGACUACAGUCCUAGUGGUGGGCAGGAGGCGCCCCCCAUCAAACGGUCGUCGUCCUCUCACAGGUCGAAUGGCUAGCGCAUGUUGUUUCGUCGCUCCACGUGAUAUUGAGCUUGUUCGGAGCCGCAACGUCGAUCCAGAACGGAUUGGAACGACUCGAGGAUGGAUUUUACCACGCCCACACUGCCGUGGCGACCUCCCUUGGCAUCUUGUGGGGUGCGGAGCUCGCG